AUGAAAACAUGUUACUACGAGAUACUAGAAGUUUCAUCCACCGCUUCCGACUCGGAGUUGAAAAAAGCAUACAGGCGGAAAGCUCUCCAGCUUCAUCCUGAUAAGAACCCCGACAAUGUUGAAGAGGCCAACCACAAAUUCUCCCUUGUGUCCGCUGCGUACGAAGUGCUUAGUGAUCCGCAAGAGCGUGCAUGGUAUGACUCUCAUAAACUGAGUAUAUUGAACGACGACGAUCUUGUUGAUGAAGGUGGCUACGGUGUGUCGCACAUCCCAUCCAUUUCAAGUGAGGAAAUAUUGCGAUAUUUCAAUCCUGGCAUGUAUUCCACUGUUGACGACUCAAUUUCCGGGUUUUAUGCUAUUGUGAGUCGAAUUUUUGAGCGGUUGGCUCGCGAGGAGAUCCAGCAUGGACGGUAUCAGAACAUACAAGAGUAUUACAAGUACAAAGAUGAUGACAAUAACGUGUACACUAUCGAUUCUAGUUAUUUGAAGUACCCGCUUUUUGGCAACAGUCAUGCUGAUUAUUUAUCUAUUAAGCAGUUUUAUCAAAUUUGGUCCGGUUUCGCCACUUGUAAACUGUUUAAUUGGAAGUACGAGUAUCGGUAUUCGAGUGCGCCUGAUCGACGUACGCGGAGGUUGAUGGAGCGGGAGAAUAAAAAGAUUAGUGAUGAUGCGAGGAAGGAGUACAAUGAAACUGUACGCAAGUUUGUUGGGUUUGUCAAGAAACGAGAUCCUCGAGUCAAACUUGCUCAGGAGGAGUUUAAUAAACAACAACGAAAGAAGCAGAUGGAGGAUAUGCAACAGCAGAUACGGCUUCAGAAUUUAAUGAAACAGAAACAGAAAUUGAAUGGAGAUCAAGUGUAUCAGGAGCAAAGCUGGCAAAAGUUGGAUCAGGAUGAAGUGGCGGAAUUGGAGCAAAUGCUAGCUGAGGAGUAUGAUCUUGAUGAGGUGGACUUGAGUGGUGUUGGUGAAAAUGGUGUUGCUAACGUUGAUGGUAAUGAUGGUGAUGACUUUAGUACGGAUUCGGAGUUUGCCAGUGAUGAUGACGGCGAGGAUGGCGAGGGAGGUGGAGCUGAAGAAGUCCACGAGUUUGAGUGUAUUGUAUGUGAUCGGAUUUUGAAAAACGAACAACAGUUUAAAAUCCAUGAAGAAAGUAAGAAACAUAAGAAAGCUGUGCGACAAAUGAAAUGGGAAAUGAAACAGGAAGGAAUUGAGUUGGGAAUAGAUGACGAUGAUGAGGCGUUUGAGACUGCAGAGAGUGAUUUUGAAGAUGAGAGUUAUGAAGAAGUAGCAACAGAUGAGCUCGAGAAUGGUGAGGCUAAGCACUUUAGCUCCAAAACAAAAGAAGAGACAAGUAGCUCGUUUUGUGAUUUCGACAAAGAGAAGCCCAAAGAUGUGCCAGAGACAAGAGAAAGUGUUAUGCAAUACCUAAAUAAUGGCAAAGUUGCUGCUGAAGACAAGGAGCCCAACACAGCCGCUCCAACUUCAUCUCAACCGUUUACAGAGGAAGAAUCGGAAAGGAAUAAACUAGAAGCAGAAUUGGCAAAGCUUCUCAACCAAUCAAAAUUGGAUGACUCGGAUGAUGACUGGGAUACAGGUACCAAAAGGACCAAGAAGAAGAAGAAACCAACUUCAAAGUCGAAAAUCAGUACUUCUUCAUCGCCACAACCUGAUCAGCGCUCGCGAGACACGCCAAAUAAGGAGAAAUUGCCCUCUUCCAAUGGUGGUAUCAAUGAUGGUGGUAAUGGUGGCGCUGAAAAAUGCGUUGUUUGUGGCCAAUCGUUCGAGUCACGAAAUCAAUUAUUUCACCAUGUCAAGCAGGAGAAUCAUGCUGCUGCUCCAUCUUUGGCGUCAUCGUCGUCGGCAUCGACUUCAAAAUCGAAAUCAAAAAAGAAGAAAGGUAAGCGUAAAUAG
Molecule: messenger RNA, 1911 nt
Organism: Lodderomyces theae
Lineage: Eukaryota; Fungi; Ascomycota; Pichiomycetes; Serinales; Debaryomycetaceae
Exons: 1
Coding region: 1-1911 (636 amino acids)
Cellular component (GO): cytoplasm
Molecular function (GO): zinc ion binding; nucleic acid binding
Source: RefSeq, a predicted model, not a curated record